Messenger RNA from Gallus gallus (chicken), 6794 nucleotides. RefSeq names its product zinc finger and BTB domain containing 5 (gene ZBTB5). Gene Ontology annotation, cellular component: nucleus. The record is from RefSeq and is a predicted model, not a curated record. Gene Ontology annotation, biological process: regulation of transcription by RNA polymerase II. The transcript has 2 exons. Gene Ontology annotation, molecular function: DNA-binding transcription factor activity, RNA polymerase II-specific; protein binding; RNA polymerase II cis-regulatory region sequence-specific DNA binding. The coding region runs from base 200 to 2221 and encodes 673 amino acids. NCBI's taxonomy places the organism in Eukaryota, Metazoa, Chordata, Aves, Galliformes, Phasianidae.
GCCCCUGGACGGAGCGUCGGCGCGCGGCGGGUUUGGGGCGCGCAGGGUCCGCGCAGACGGUGAGCUGGGGGCACGGCCGGGGCUGCCGUCCGUGGGAGCUCCCGCCGGUGGGACCUUCUGCGGUGUCCGGCCCGGCCUCACUGCCCGCAUCGUAUUACCGGCGCUGGAGGACUAGCCUGGAGCGGGGCUGUUCGGGAUCAUGGAUUUUCCAGGACACUUUGAACAAAUCUUUCAGCAGCUCAACUACCAGAGGCUUCAUGGCCAACUUUGUGACUGCGUCAUUGUGGUGGGAAACAGGCAUUUCAAAGCCCAUCGCUCUGUUUUGGCAGCAUGUAGUACACAUUUCCGAGCUCUCUUCACCGUAGCAGAAGGAGAUCAAACCAUGAAUAUGAUUCAGCUGGAUAGUGAAGUGGUGACAGCAGAAGCUUUUGCUGCCCUCAUAGACAUGAUGUACACUUCCACACUUAUGCUUGGAGAGAGCAACGUUAUGGAUAUCUUGCUGGCUGCAUCUCACUUGCAUUUGAACUCCGUUGUUAAGGCAUGCAAACACUACCUUACUACCAGGACACUGCCCAUGUCUCCACCCAGCGAUAGGGUUCAAGAGCAAAAUGCACGCAUUCAAAGGUCUUUCAUGCUUCAGCAGCUUGGGCUGAGCAUUGUGAGCUCUGCAUUGAAUUCCACUCAGAGCUCAGAGGAGCAACCAAGCACUAUGAGUUCCACCAUGAGAAGCAACAUAGAGCAGCGCUCUGCUUUUCCUAUUCGCCGUCUCCACAAGCGUAAACAGUCCUCUGAAGAUCGGGCCAGACAGCGAAUGAGGCCUGCCAUAGAUGAGGCUGUUUCUGACGUGGCUCCAGAGAGCGGGCAGUCAGUUCAUUCACGGGAGGAUUUCUUUUCACCAGAUUCACUGAAGAUAGUGGACAACUCUAAGGCUGAUGCUGUCACUGAUAACCAGGAGGAUAACAAUAUUCUGUUUGAUCAGUCUUUCAGUGCUCAGGAAGAUACUCAAGUGCCCAGCCAGUCUGACAACAGCGGAGGAAACAUUUCACAGAUGUCCAUGGCAUCACAGGCAACACAAGUGGAAACCAGCUUUGACCAGGAGGCUGCAUCUGAGAAAAACAACUUCCCAUGUGACAAUCCAGAGGUCAGCAUUAAUGAAAAAGAGCACAUGAGGGUGGUCGUUAAAUCUGAGCCCUUGAGUUCCCCGGAGCCUCAGGAUGAGGUGAGUGAUGUCACUUCCCAAGCAGAAGGCAGCGAGUCUGUUGAAGUGGAAGGAGGAGUUGUGAGUGCAGAGAAGAUAGAGCUGAGUCCUGAGAGCAGUGAUCGUAGCUUUUCUGACCCGCAGUCCACUACAGAUAGGGUAGGAGAUAUCCAUAUUAUGGAGGUGUCAAAUAACCUGGAACACAAGUCUACUUUCAGUAUCUCAAAUUUUCUGAAUAAAGGCAGAGGUGGCAGCUAUGGUGCUAGUCAAACUACUGAUGACAACAUUCCAAAUACAACGAGUGACUGCAGAAUGGACAGUGAUGCUUCUUUCCUGAUGAGUCCAGAGUCAGGACCUGCUGGUGGUCAUUCAUCUGCCACAGUCUCUCAUGUUGAGAAUCCCUUCAGUGAGCCUGCAGAAUCCCAUUUUGUUAGACCAAUGCAGGAUGUGAUGGGUCUUCCCUGUGUACAGACUUCCGGAUACCGGGCUGCGGAACAGUUUGGUAUGGACUUUCCAAGGUCAGGCUUGGGCCUGCAUUCCCUGUCAAGGGCAAUGAUAGGCUCUGUCAGAGGAGGAGCCAGUAGCUUUCCUGGCUACCGCCGCAUAGCCCCCAAAAUGCCUGUUGUAACCUCUGUCAGGAGCUCCCAGCUGCAGGAUAACUCACCUAGUUCCCAGCUGAUCAUCAAUGGGACCACUUCUUUUGAAAAUGGGCAUCCUUCGCAACCUGGUCCACCACAGUUGACAAGGGCAUCUGCAGAUGUUCUUUCAAAAUGUAAGAAAGCCUUAUCUGAGCACAAUGUCUUGGUUGUAGAAGGUGCACGCAAAUAUGCAUGUAAGAUCUGCUGCAAGACUUUUUUGACUUUAACAGACUGUAAGAAACACAUCCGUGUGCACACAGGAGAAAAGCCUUAUGCCUGCCUGAAGUGUGGCAAACGGUUCAGCCAGUCCAGCCACCUUUAUAAACAUUCCAAAACAACCUGCCUGAGGUGGCAGAGUAGCAACCUACCUAGCACUUUGCUUUAACUGCUUGCAUCUCCCAGCCUGAGUGAGAGUGCCAGUACAAACUCUUAACUCUCUGAAGCACUGCAGGAGCAUUAACACUAUUUUGCUCAAGCUAAGAAGCUGCUUUCGUAGGUCUGUGAACAGUUGUGUGUGGUUGUGCCACACACUGAAGUCUUGAUUCUAUAAAUUGGGGAUAAUACCAUACCUACCUCACAGGGGUGUUGUGAGGAUUAGACAACUGUUAGCAAAUAACUUUGAGGUCCUCAGAAGUCUGUAGAUAUGUAAAACAUUAUUGUUACGUACAUGCAGGCUUGGGGCUCAAUGGGGAUACGGUCCCUACAUCAAAUUUCCUUUGCAAAACAGAGGGGUGGGGAUUGAGUGAGAGUAUAAUUGUCUCACAGAAUCAUAGAAUGGCAUGGGUUGGAAGGGACCUUAAAGAUCGAGUUCCAACCUCCCUGCCACGGGCAGGGUUGCCACCCACUUGAUCAGGUUGCCUAGAGCCCCAUCCAACCUCCACAAAUGGGGCAUCCAGUUCUUCUGUGGGCAGCCUGUUCCAGUGCCUCACUACCCUUGAUAGACAAAAUUUUCUUCCUAAUAUCUAAACUAAACCUACUCUCUUUUAGUGUAAAGCCAUUACUCCAUGUCCUACCAUUACACUCCCUGAAGAGAAGUCCCUCCCAAGGUUUCCUGUAGGGCUCUCUAGGUGUUGGGAGGCUGCAAUGAGAUCUCUCUGGAGCCUUUUCUCCUCCAGGCUGAACGAGCCCAGCUCUCAGCCUGUCUUUGUCAGAGAGGUAAUCCAGCCCUCUGAUACCUUCAUGGCCCUCUCUGGACCUGCUCCACCUGCUCUGUGUCUUUCUUGUGCUGGGGGCCCUUGGCCUGAGUACAAUACUCUGUCUGGGGCCUUACAAAGGCAGAGCAGAGGGGGACAGUCUCCUCCCUGCCCUGCUGCCACCCCUCUGUUGCUGCAGCCCAGGAUACAGCCGUCCGUCUGGGCUGCAGUCACACACUGCUGGUUCGUGCCCAACUUUCUGCCCACCAGGAGCCCAAGUCCUUUUCCACAGGGCUGGUCUCAAGGAGUUCUUCUCCCUGUCUGUAUGUGUCCUUGGGAUUGCCCCUGUCAUUGUGCAGCAUCUUGCACUUGACCUUGUUGAACCUCACUAGGUUCACAUGGGCCCCAUUCUCAAGCUUGUUCAGGUCCUUUUGGAUGGCAUCCCUUCCUUCUGUUGUGUCAACUGUACCACUCAGCUUGGAGUCAUCAGCACAUGUGCUGAGGGUACCCUCAAUCCCAGUGUCUAGGUCACUGAAAAAGAUGUUAAAGAGCAUCAAUCCAAAGAUGGACCCCUGGGGAAUACCACUCAUGACCGGCCUGCAGCUGGACGUAGAGCAGCGGACUGCAACCACACAUUGGCUGUGACCAUCCAGCCAAUUCCUUAUCGACUACAUAGACCAACCUUCAAUGUCUAAUUCAGAGAUAAGGAUGUGGUUAAGGACCAUGUCAAUGGCAUUCCAGAAGUCCAGGCAUUGGUCUUUCCCUGUUCAGUGUUGCUGUUGCUCCGUCGUAAAGGCCACCAGAUUGGUCAGGCACAGUCUGCCCUUGCUGAAGCCGUGCUGGCUGUCUCAGAUCACCUCCUUGUCUGGCGUGUGCCUUAUCGUAGCUUCCAGGAGGAUCUGUUGCAUGAUCUUCCCAGGCACAGCUGUGGGGCUCACCAGCUUCCAAUUUCCCCCAGUCUUCCGUUCUUAAAAAAUGGGUCCUUUCCUUCCUUAAGAAAUGGGUCACCAGUCACCGGGGAUUUCACCUGACAGCAUUGACUUUUCAAGUAUGAUGGAGAGUGUCUCGGCAGCCACAUCACCCAGCUCCUUUAGGACCCUGGGGUGCUUGUCAUCCGGCCACGUGGACCUGUACGUGUUCAGUGUCAUCACGUGGUCUUGAACUUGCUCUGCUCUUACAGCAGGAGGGAUUUUGUCCCCCCCCCCAACUGCUGCCCAGAGGUUCAGGAAUGUGAAGGUGCGCAGAUGCGAGAGACAUGGGAAGCCUGGCUGCCAGUGAACAGGCCAAGAACUGACUGAGUACCUCAGCCUUUUCCACCUGUGCUGUAGCCAGUUCUCCCUUCUCGCAAUUCAGAGGAGAUACCCUCUCCUUGGCCUGUCUCUUCUGCCCUACGUACCCCUCUUGUUAAUUUUCACAUCCCUCGCCAAGUGCAGUUCCAGCCAUGCCUUGGCUUUUCUGAUCCCAUCUCUGCACAUCCUGACAGCAUCGCUGUAUUCUUCCCAGGCCACAUGUCCUUGCUUCCACUGCUUUUGCAUUCGUUUCUUUUCCCUCAGUUUGACCAGCGGGUCCUUGCACAGCCACACUCCAGUUUCCUGCCUCCUUUGCUUGAUUUCUUAUACUUGGGGAUGAAGAGAUCUUGCGCUCUCAGAAACUUAUUUUUAGAGAGCUGACAGCUCUGUUUUGUUCCUUUUUCCCCCAGGACAGCUUCACAGGGGAUCUCAUCCAGUAAUUCCUUAAUUAGCUGGAAUUUCGCUCUCCUGAAGUUCAGAGACCUGCCCUUCUCCAGGUCCAUGUUCCUCGAGACCAUGAACUCAACCAGGGCAUGGUCGCUACGGCACAGGCUGCCUCCAGUCUGAACCUCUUGAAGGAGCUCCUCUGUCCUGGGGAGCACAACACAAGCUCCAGUAGCACUUCGCUUCUGCUCGGUUUGCCUGAUUCCUGGGCCUGGAAGCUGUCCUCCACACAUUCAUGAAGUAACAUAUUUCGAGAAUGAGAAACUGAAGUGCAAAUUUCCUAUUAUUAUUAUUUUUUUUUUCCUAAAAUAUUUUGUAAAAGUGAAAGCAUUUAAAUAAAUAACCUGCAAAAAUCAAGUUGUUGUGUUAGGUGUGAACAGUAAUGCAAGGAGCUGUUUGCUCCAGCUAAUGCAGAUGGCGUAUCUUGAAAAGAAAACCAACUUUGGAUGCAUCUGUCUGACAUAGAAUGCUUUAAAGUAUGCUCAUUAUGAAAUUAGUUUAGGGUUCUGAAUGUAUGUUUGCUUGUUUUGUAGUAAAAAACACUGUGUAAUGAAGGUGCUUAAAUUAAAUCCAAGAAAAAGUAAAUUUUGGACUACCAGAUGUGUAUAUACUUGGAAUACUGCAAGAUCUGGAUGUUUCACCAAUAUUUUUCUGUAGAAACUUGUAUUAAGUGAUAAGUGAAGUAUGUUUCUUGUUUGUGCUACUCUUAGCAGUAUUUUAACCAAUUUGUAUUUCCUAUCUUAAAAUUCCAUAUACACAGAAGUCUGAAAAGAGCUCGUCUUUGUCUGCUUUGUUGUUUUCAACGAGAGGGAGUUUGUGAUGGUGUUUUUUUUUCAGUACUUAAGAUGGUCUCUUGCUGCUUCCAUACGUGCCCGUAGGCAGUCUGAUCCACGCUGCUGCCCAGGCACACUGUUCUUUUUUGGCACUCUUUAGCUCUGGGCUUUUAGUUUCCUCUCCUGUAUACUCACUUCCCCUCUCAGCUGUGGAUUGUCCCUCAGAGCAGAGCAGUGGGGAUGGAGCCUCAUUUUCCAUGUUUGCUUACGUCUCUAUGUGAAGUGUAGCUAUCGAAUCCAGUCUUUCUGUUUGAAGUAGUGUCAUAAAUGUACUUUUCCACAAAAAUAAAGAAAACCCUAGCAUACAUCUAAUUAAAAAAAGCACCGUACACUUUGUAAAGCAGAAAUUCAGUGAUCUUUAUUCUUCAAGAGAACUACACAAGUCUUGUUACAACUUCCUCCCCUUUGAUGCCAUUGUAACUAAUAGCAUUUGCAGUCUCUUUUCUCUGUUAAAGGUGCACAUGAACUACCAGCUUUCACAUCCUGGGUUUCUGCAAGACGUUACGGGGCACUGCUGAUAAAUGUUGUUCUGCCUUGAAGGAGCUGGACCAGGGCUUCAAGCACAUCAUUCUGCUCAGGAGAGACAGAUGUUUAACGUUUCCUGACAUUUUAAGUCACAGAGCAUCUGAUUCCUAUUAACAUAUUUGCAAGCUUUCUCUUUUUCCCUUUUUUUUUCCUCUUCUUAAAUUCUACGGAUAGUAAAUGUAUCCUCUGUUAUGGUACUCAGCAGUUUUAAGGAGUCUGUGCUCCGUAGCGGAUAAUCUUAAACAUCUUGGACUUCCAUUUGGGUAAACAAAAUAAAACCCUCAUCCGGAGUCCCGACAGUCGUUGAACAGCUAUGAACAUCAUCGAGGCUUCCAAACCAGACACCGUCAGACCAAAGGAAACAUGGGGAAGCAUUCUGUAUUUGGCUUAUACGUGCAACAGCAGUAAGCUGAAGGGGGAAUGUGUGGGGACACCUCUCCACGUUGAGGAGAAGGUUGCCAAAUGUCUGCCCAUGUGUCGUUGGCACCUUGAGCCGCCAAGGUAAGGAGGAGCGUGGAAACACCGUGAAUGCUCAGCUUAGCUCCUUUACUUAGUGGCUGUAUUCCUAGCUCGUGAUUUUUAAGGAUGUGCAGAAAUGUGCCACGUGUUCAAAAAGCAGCAGGAUGUGCCACAUUCAGCUUGAUAACCAUUUCGGUAUCAAGGGACCGAAAGCACUGAGGUACGCCAACCAAUCUCACUGAAACAUCAAUAAAGUGUAGAAUUUUGUACCUUAA